ACAUAUCUUUUUAUAUUUUAUAAUAACUAAAUAAAAUAUAGGUAAAUCCACAUAAUUAAGCUCCAGGAAGAGCUCAUUAAUGUAAUUUAAUCAUAUGUCAGUUUUCUCUUCUCCAUUAGAAACGAGCAUAUAUAUUUUUUCUCUCCCCUCUUUCCUUGGAGUUUUUUAAUCUGGUUUAGUUUUCGAAUCGGCAACCCCACCAAAAAAGUAAAAAGAAAUAAAAUCUAGGGUUGAAUUUUGGGUUCAGCGUUUGAACUUUGAAGGUCUGGCUAUUUCUGUUAUCAAUAUCUAAAGAAUAAAAAUCGUUGUAAAUUUCUGUUCCACAGAAUAACGAAAGUGGGAGAGAGAGAGGUCGCAUUUUAUUGUCUCUGAUGUGAUGCCUUCUGCUGCUGCUGUUUAGGUAUGUUGAAAAGCCACACUCCAGGUUUGAUGCUUUUGCUUUUAGCUUAAUUUUUCAUCUUUUAUUUUUUGAAAUUUACGGCUUUGAUUAGUUCAAGGUAAGUGUUGAUGCUUCGAUUAAUAACUCUUUCUUUUAAAAAAAGAAAUUAUUUGAGAAAUAAGGAAAGGGCUACUUUGUUUAUUUUGUUCUGUUGUUUGGAGCACCGAAAAUUGAAUUGAAGUCGAGUGUUGAAUAAGUUUUUAAAAUUUAAUCCGAUAGUAAGAAGCUUUUCUUUGAUGAUUUUCGGAGGUUUGAACUACGAGUGUGAUAGAGGAAAGGAAGUAUGAAUUAUAGCUCUGUCGAGGACUAACAUGUAUAGAUUGGAUAUAGUAUAGUUACUAUUAUUGUUAAAUUGAACAACAUUGAUUCGCCUAAUGUUCUCAGCGAUUCUGACUUUUCUUAUGGCUAUUUUUGUUGUAAGGAAUGGUAAUUUUUUAUGUUAUAUUGGUGUUUGAGACCAGUUUGUCUGGUUUGUAGCAGAGGCUUGGAUGCCCCCGAAGUGUGGCAACCAGGUGUUAGAACUUGAAGUAGGUAGCAUGUUGAGUGUGAAGCACAAAAAAUAAUUUAACACCUCAUUUAAUGAAAGGGAUUGUAUAAUGUAUUUGUUUUACUUGUUAAGAAGGAAAGGGGGGGGGGGUGGUGGUUGCUUAGAAUCAAUUGUUGCACAUUUGUCAAACGUAUAUUAUUUGUGUAUAUUUGUAUAUUCAAACGGUGGAGUUUGCAAUUAAUAAAGGUUCAAAAUAAAAUCUUUAGAAAAGGAAUCUUUGAUCUGGGCAUACUUGGAAAAGAUGCAUUAUCCUGAUAUUUGCUGAGAAUUCAUUUGAUAAGAAGCAAAUACCAGAAUAUUUACUGCUUAGAAGCUAUCAUAUUAAGAAAAAUUGGCAUAUGUUCUCUUGCCAACGUUGACUUGUAUGGAGCAUGGUUAACACUAUCGGCUUUUGAAUUGGAAUCGUGAGAGCUCUACUCAAGACAAUAAGGUCCACCUUCAACAAUGCCUUCUCUUCAACUGUUGCAGUUAACUGAUCGUGGACGAAAUCUUUUGGCCUCUAGGAGGAAAGCAGUACUGCUUGCUUCUGGUAUCGUGGUUGCUGGUGGCACUGCUGCCUAUCUGCAAUCGCGGUUUAGUAGUAAGAAGCCCUAUUCUUAUGGUCAUUCCAAUGGGGUGCAAGAUGAUAGAGAAAAUUCGGAUGAGGUUCUUAAAAGGAAUCAUAAUGUAAAGGGAACUACACGAAAGAGAGGUGGAUUAAAGUCCCUUCAGGUUUUAACAGCAAUUCUUCUAUCUAAGAUGGGCCAAACUGGCGCACGAGAUCUUUUGGCUUUGGUGGGCAUAGUGGUCCUGAGAACUGCUUUGACCAAUAGAUUAGCAAAAGUUCAGGGGUUUCUAUUCCGUGCUGCUUUCCUUCAGCGUGUACCAUCAUUUUUCCUGCUAAUAUCCGAAAACAUUUUGCUGUGUUUUCUUCUGUCAACCUUUCAUUCUACUUCGAAGUACAUAACUGGUACCCUAAGUCUGAGUUUCAGGAAAAUUCUGACAAAGCUCAUCCAUACACAUUACUUUGAGAAUAUGGCAUAUUACAAAAUAUCACACGUUGAUGGACGGAUUAGGAAUCCUGAGCAACGGAUUGCAAGUGAUGUACCAAGGUUCUGUUCGGAGUUGAGUGAGCUUGUACAGGAUGAUUUGACAGCAGUUACUGAUGGUCUGCUUUAUACUUGGCGUCUUUGUUCUUAUGCUAGCCCAAAAUACAUUUUCUGGAUAUUGGCUUAUGUUUUGGGAGCAGGAGCUGCAAUAAGAAAUUUCUCUCCAGCUUUUGGAAAACUAAUGUCCAAAGAACAACAGUUGGAAGGAGAAUACAGACAGCUUCAUUCGAGGUUAAGGACCCAUGCAGAAAGUAUUGCAUUUUAUGGUGGAGAAAGUAGAGAAGAAUCUCACAUCCAGCAGAAGUUUAAGAAUCUUGUUAGGCACUUGAGGGUCGUACUUCAUGACCACUGGUGGUUUGGCAUGAUUCAAGACUUCUUAUUGAAAUACCUUGGUGCCACCGUUGCUGUCGUGUUGAUUAUUGAGCCUUUCUUUGCUGGCAAUCUUAGACCGGACACUUCAACAUUGGGACGGGCAGAGAUGUUAAGCAAUCUAAGAUAUCAUACCAGUGUUGUAAUUUCACUAUUUCAGGCCCUAGGAACCCUUUCUAUAAGUUCAAGACGGCUAAAUCGCCUCAGUGGUUAUGCUGAUCGCAUUCAUGAGUUAAUGCUCAUAUCAAGAGAGCUAAGUGCUGUUGAUAAGAAACCGUCCUUUCAAAGAGCAGCAAGUAGGAAUUACUUAACUGAAGCUAAUUAUGUUGAGUUUUCCAAUGUAAAGGUUGUUACUCCAUCUGGGAAUGUUUUGGUCAAGGAUCUCUCUCUGAGAGUUGAAUCGGGAUCUAAUCUUUUGAUUACAGGUCCAAAUGGCAGUGGAAAGAGUUCCCUUUUCCGGGUUUUAGGUGGUCUUUGGCCACUGGUAUCUGGCCAUAUUGUGAAACCUGGGGUUGGUUCUGAUCUUAAUAAGGAAAUAUUUUACGUGCCACAAAGACCAUAUACAGCUGUUGGAACCCUUCGCGACCAGUUAAUUUAUCCUCUUACGGCAGAUCAGGAGGUUGAACCUCUUACACACGAUGGAAUGGUAGAGCUAUUGAAAAAUGUUGACCUUGAAUACCUAUUAAAUCGCUACCAACCCGAUAAAGAGGUUAACUGGGGUGAUGAACUCUCUCUUGGGGAGCAACAGAGAUUGGGGAUGGCUAGACUGUUCUACCAUAAGCCUAAAUUUGCAAUUCUUGAUGAGUGCACUAGUGCUGUGACAACUGAUAUGGAGGAGCGGUUUUGUGCUAAAGUUAGAGCUAUGGGUACAUCAUGUAUAACCAUAUCACAUCGUCCAGCACUAGUUGCAUUUCAUGAUGUGGUUUUGUCUUUGAAUGGAGAAGGAGGUUGGACAGUUCAUUAUAAAAGUGAGGAUUCUCCGGUACAAAGUGAAAAUGGGAUUGAAUUGACUGAAGUUUCUGAGACAAACCGCCAAACUGAUGCAAUUGCAGUUCAACGAGCAUUCACAGCAGCUAAAAAGGAUUCUGCAUUCUCAAAUCCAAAGACUCAAUCAUAUGUAUCAGAGGUCAUAGCAGCAUCCCCCUCUGUGAAUCAUGAUGUUAAGUUACCUGUUGUUCCUCAAGUCCGGAGGGAUGCAAGAGUACUUCCAUUAAGAGUUGCUGCUAUGUUUAAAGUACUGGAACAAAAUACGAGGAGGAUGAUUGGGCAUGCGAAGGAAAUAAAUGGCCUAUACUAUCUUGAAGAAUCCAGUGAAGAAGUACCUACCUUAUUUGACAAACAAGGGGCUCAACUGCUUGCAGUUGCUUUACUUGUUGUCUCGAGAACUUGGGUAUCAGAUCGGAUUGCAUCAUUAAAUGGAACGACUGUGAAGCAUGUUUUGGAGCAGGAUAAGGCAGCUUUUAUCCGAUUAAUUGGGAUAAGUGUUCUUCAAAGCGCUGCAUCUUCUUUCAUUGCACCUUCCUUGAGGCACUUGACUGCAAGGCUGGCCCUUGGAUGGAGGAUCAGAUUGACUCAACAUUUGCUGAAGAACUACUUAAGAAAUAAUGCAUUUUACCAGGUCUUUCACAUGUCAAGCAAAAAUAUUGAUGCGGAUCAAAGAAUAACUCAUGAUCUUGAAAAGUUAACUACUGAUAUAUCGGGGCUUGUUACUGGAAUGGUAAAGCCAUUUGUUGACAUUUUGUGGUUCACCUGGAGAAUGAAGCUUUUAACUGGACAAAGGGGUGUCGCCAUUUUGUAUGCUUAUAUGUUGCUUGGUCUGGGUUUUCUAAGGACUAUUACUCCUGAUUUUGGUGAUUUGACAAGUCGAGAACAACAACUUGAGGGAACCUUUAGGUUCAUGCAUGAAAGACUGCGCACUCAUGCUGAGUCUAUAGCUUUCUUUGGAGGUGGUGCUCGAGAAAAAGCUAUGGUUGAGUCAAGAUUUAGGGAGCUUCUUGAUCACUCUUUGUUACUUUUGAAGAAGAAAUGGUUGUUUGGUAUUCUUGAUGAUUUUGUAACGAAACAGCUUCCACAUAAUGUUACCUGGGGUUUGAGCUUAUUAUAUGCCUUGGAACACAAGGGGGACCGAGCCUUAGUUUCUACUCAAGGUGAGCUUGCACAUGCGCUGCGGUUCCUGGCAUCUGUUGUGUCGCAAAGCUUUUUAGCUUUUGGUGACAUCCUGGAAUUGCAUAAAAAGUUCCUGGAGCUAUCUGGGAGCAUCAACCGGAUUUUUGAGCUUGAAGAGCUUCUUGAUGCUGCACAGUCUGGGGAUUUCAACAUCGACAAGUUGACAGAGUCUCAGAGCACUAGUCUCUAUGCCAAGGAUAUCAUUUCUUUUGCCAAUGUGGAUAUAAUUUCUCCAGCACAGAAACUGUUGGCUAAGCAGUUGACAUGUGAUGUUGUACCAGGAAAGAGCCUGCUUGUUACUGGUCCAAAUGGUAGCGGAAAAAGUUCUGUCUUCAGAGUACUUCGAGGUCUCUGGCCCAUUGUGACUGGAAGACUUUAUAAACCUAUCCACUAUUUUGAUGAAGAGGCUGGAUCGAGUUGUGCUAUCUUCUAUGUUCCUCAGCGACCAUAUACAUGCCUGGGAACUUUAAGGGAUCAAAUCAUAUAUCCUCUCUCUCGUGAGGAAGCUGAGAUGAGGGAAUUAAAGUUUUAUGGAAAAGUUUCAGGUAAAAAAUCAGCAGAUGCCAUAAACAUUCUUGAUGCUCGAUUGAAAACUAUUCUUGAAAAUGUUCGGUUGAAUUAUCUUUUGCAAAGAGAGGAUGGUGGUUGGGAUUCCAAUCUCAAUUGGGAAGACACACUCUCGCUUGGAGAACAGCAGAGAUUAGGCAUGGCACGUUUAUUCUUCCACAAGCCUAAAUUUGGUAUCCUUGACGAGUGCACAAAUGCCACAAGUGUCGACGUUGAGGAACAACUUUAUAGAGUGGCAAAAGAUCUGGGUAUAACUGUCAUUACCUCAUCACAGCGGCCUGCUCUAAUACCAUUCCAUGCUUUGGAAUUAAGACUGGUUGAUGGUGAGGGCAAGUGGGAGCUUCGUUCAAUCAAGCAGUGAGUUUGGUGCGAUGAUCAGCAAUCUGUUCGUGCUCUUCUUGACUUAGAUAUAUAUACAAGGGCUGAGGGCAACUCAAACCUGACUGCUGUUUCCCGGAUCAAGUUAACCGUAAUUACAUGCCGGAACAUAGACUAGAGCAAAGGUGAUGCCAGGUGCCAAUAAUAUUUUAAUUUCUCUUUUUCAAGGAAAAUUCAUUAUUUUUUGUUUUAUACCAAAAACUCGAUGCCCAAAUUAGAUCAGAUUAUUGCAAAAAUUGGUAGUUAGGAAUUAUUAUAAAAUGAGAACAGCCAGCCAAGUAUAUCAUUCUGAAUCUAUGUAAGCACAAGGAAGAAUUCCAUGUACAGGUUUUUCAGUUUUACCCUUUUUUAACGGGUAAAAAAUGCGUGGCCCUUCAUGUUGUUGUACUUGUUAAGAAUUGUUACCUAUUUAUUCUUGCCCUAAUGAAUAAAAUUGAAGGGAGUUUAGUACUUCAUGUUUUUACUGCAGACAUUUGUAUGUUUAUAUCAGUUUGCCUUAUGAAUAA
Molecule: messenger RNA, 6060 nt
Organism: Gossypium arboreum
Lineage: Eukaryota; Viridiplantae; Streptophyta; Magnoliopsida; Malvales; Malvaceae
Product: ABC transporter D family member 1-like
Exons: 28
Coding region: 1431-5537 (1368 amino acids)
Biological process (GO): very long-chain fatty acid catabolic process; peroxisome organization; long-chain fatty acid import into peroxisome
Cellular component (GO): peroxisomal membrane
Molecular function (GO): ATP binding; long-chain fatty acid transmembrane transporter activity; ATP hydrolysis activity
Source: RefSeq, a predicted model, not a curated record